Messenger RNA from Carcharodon carcharias (great white shark), 493 nucleotides. RefSeq names its product microsomal glutathione S-transferase 2 (gene mgst2). Bases 74 to 493 code for a protein of 139 amino acids. Gene Ontology annotation, cellular component: nuclear envelope; membrane; endoplasmic reticulum. Gene Ontology annotation, molecular function: enzyme activator activity; glutathione peroxidase activity; leukotriene-C4 synthase activity. The transcript has 5 exons. Gene Ontology annotation, biological process: leukotriene biosynthetic process. The record is from RefSeq and is a predicted model, not a curated record. NCBI's taxonomy places the organism in Eukaryota, Metazoa, Chordata, Chondrichthyes, Lamniformes, Lamnidae.
GGGUAACUACCGAUCACCUGGCAGUGUCUCCACAAAGUGAAAUAGCUGGGAUUGUGAUUUCCAUUUGCUUGGAAUGGUGAAAUCAAACAUGUAUCCCUAUACAGCAUAUUUUGCCAAACAAGUAGAAAAUGCCAGGAAGAAAUAUAAAAUUGCCACACCAUCAGUUACAGGGUCGUCUGAUUUUGAAAGAAUCUUUCGUGCACAGCAGAACUUGAAUGAAUUCUAUCCUCUGUUCUUGGUUGUAUUGUGGACUUCUGGAUUGUUUUUCAAUCAAGAAGUUGCCUCAGUCUUUGGUUUUAUCUACUUGCUUGGUCAGCACAUGUACUUUAUUGGAUAUGCAGAGUCAACAAAGGGAAGGAUUCCUGGAUUCAAAAUUGGUAUUGCGAUGUUGCUCAUACUAAUCAUUCUGAGCUUCUUUGGGAUCACAGAUUGCAUGAUUGACAAAUAUUUUGAUAUCAACAUUGCUAAAAAGAUCAGCAAAUUGUUUUCAUAA